Capra hircus (goat) is the source of this 8960-nucleotide messenger RNA. It is a transcript of the gene NRXN1, whose product is annotated as neurexin 1. The record is from RefSeq and is a predicted model, not a curated record. Bases 1287 to 5837 code for a protein of 1516 amino acids. The transcript has 24 exons. NCBI's taxonomy places the organism in Eukaryota, Metazoa, Chordata, Mammalia, Artiodactyla, Bovidae.
CACACCUCACUGCGCAGCAUCCCCACCGGGAGGGGCUGCGCCCGGCGGGCUGAGCCCACCAGUAUCCCAGUCUGGGGACGGCCCGCCGCUCUCCAUGGUACUGCGGAGAGCUCAGCUCCGCCCUUCUCUUUCAGAAGGACAGCACCCAACGUCACGUAACCCAGCCUUCUCGGGCUCCGCGACCGCCUCCUCCUUCCCAGCUCUUUCCCUCUCCUCCUCCUUCUGCUCCCCUCCUUUGCCUGUUCUCCCCUCCCGCACUCCUGGAGAUAGACGCUCAAGCCUGACGCCUCUCUAAAGGCAGCAGCAGUCGCCUUAUCCACAGACCUCAGGAAAUUCGCUUUGACCGUUGCAUGCCUCAAGCUCUGGCUCGAGCUAAGGGGGAAUAACCGGGCAGAUUUCUGGGUCCUUAUAAAAAGACAAAAUAAAACCAAAACGCAUCACCAACACACGACCAAUUGAUAACACUGGCUUGUUAGCUUGGCCUUGCAGAGACGGAGAGGAGAGAAGAGGAGCUGGUGUAUUUUCCACCUCUAACAGCUUCUGGCUAUUUCAUAGCUUCUGUGUUUGAACCCUACUGUUGAGGAGGGAAAAAAAGAAGUAAAACCCUGCCCCUGAGGCUAUGUGCAAGGAAUUCUGCUUUGGCUACAGUGGUACUGGAAGUCUAUGAUAAUGGCAGAAGACGCAGGCCUUUGAAGCUACUCGGGUUGAUAAGUGGUGCCUUAUUGGUUUGGACACUGCAUCUGGAGGAGAAACACCUGAGGUGUUACCAAGCAUUCAAGGAUCCUGGUUCUUUGCCGGCAUCUUACUUCCCUGGAAAGUGUUUGCUUUUUACCUGACUCUAACCAUUUCCCUUUUGCCUGGUACCACUGCUGAUACCUGGCAGACGAUGGUAUUUGAAGAGUGAAGUAUCUGCCGACCCCACCGAUGCCCUUGGACUAGUUCACCGGACUCAAAUGGAUGUGCGAUUUCCCUUGAUUUUCUGUUGACACCUUUUUCCAGAACGUUGCUUCCAAAGUGUAUCCUCCCUUUGGUCUAGAAGUUCUGUGGCUGCCCUGUGCUGCUGGGGUCUACAUUUCCCAGUUGGGAGGGGACUAUAGGGAGAGAGGGAGGGGUUGCUGGAAGAAGAAGAAAAAAAAAAGAGCUAGAUAAAGGAGGGGACAUCCCUCCCACUCCGGCCUGUCCCCUUACCCGACUUCUUUCCGGACCCCGAUUUCUGCAUCACGGUGUCCAAGAUCAUUUUGACCCUGUCGGCCCCGGCACCCCCCCGCCGCACCCCAGCCCCGAGCAUGGGGACGGCGCUUCUCCAGCGCGGGGGCUGCUUUCUCCUGUGCCUCUCGCUGCUGCUCCUGGGCUGCUGGGCGGAGCUGGGCAGCGGGCUGGAGUUCCCGGGUGCUGAGGGCCAGUGGACGCGCUUCCCCAAGUGGAACGCCUGCUGCGAGAGCGAGAUGAGCUUCCAGCUGAAGACGCGCAGCGCCCGGGGCCUAGUGCUCUACUUCGACGACGAGGGCUUCUGCGACUUCCUGGAGCUCAUUCUAACGCGCGGCGGCCGCCUGCAGCUCAGCUUCUCCAUCUUCUGCGCCGAGCCCGCCACGCUCCUGACGGACACGCCGGUCAACGACGGCUCGUGGCACAACGUGCGGAUCCGCCGGCAGUUCCGCAACACCACGCUCUUCAUCGACCAGGUGGAGGCCAAGUGGGUGGAGGUCAAGUCCAAGCGCCGGGACAUGACGGUGUUCAGCGGCCUUUUCGUCGGGGGGCUUCCCCCGGAACUGCGCGCCGCGGCGCUCAAGCUCACGCUGGCCUCCGUGCGGGAGCGAGAGCCCUUCAAAGGCUGGAUCCGCGACGUGCGGGUCAACUCCUCUCUGGCCCUGCCCGUGGACAGCGGCGAGGUCAAGCUGGACGACGAGCCGCCCAACAGCGGCGGCGGGAGCCCGUGCGAAGCAGGCGAGGAGGGCGAGGGCGGGGUGUGCCUCAACGGGGGCGUGUGUUCCGUAGUGGACGACCAGGCGGUGUGCGACUGCUCGCGAACCGGCUUCCGUGGCAAGGACUGCAGCCAAGAAGACAACAAUGUGGAAGGUCUGGCGCACCUGAUGAUGGGCGACCAAGGUAAAAGUAAAGGAAAAGAAGAAUAUAUUGCCACUUUCAAGGGAUCGGAAUACUUCUGCUACGACUUGUCUCAAAACCCCAUUCAAAGCAGCAGCGAUGAAAUAACUCUGUCCUUUAAAACCCUUCAGAGGAAUGGACUGAUGCUUCACACCGGGAAAUCAGCCGAUUAUGUCAAUCUCGCCCUGAAAAAUGGAGCUGUCUCUCUGGUCAUUAAUUUGGGAUCAGGGGCCUUUGAAGCACUAGUGGAGCCCGUGAAUGGAAAGUUUAAUGAUAAUGCCUGGCAUGAUGUGAAAGUCACCAGGAAUCUGCGUCAGCACUCAGGCAUUGGACACGCUAUGGUGACAAUAUCAGUGGAUGGGAUUCUUACCACAACGGGCUACACGCAAGAAGAUUAUACCAUGCUGGGGUCUGAUGACUUUUUCUAUGUUGGAGGCAGUCCCAGCACAGCAGACCUUCCAGGGUCACCAGUCAGUAACAACUUUAUGGGUUGUCUCAAAGAGGUUGUGUAUAAAAAUAAUGAUGUAAGGCUGGAAUUAUCUCGACUUGCCAAGCAAGGUGACCCAAAGAUGAAGAUCCAUGGAGUGGUGGCAUUUAAAUGUGAGAAUGUUGCAACUUUGGACCCAAUCACCUUUGAAACCCCAGAAUCCUUCAUCUCUUUGCCUAAAUGGAAUGCAAAGAAAACAGGCUCCAUAUCCUUUGAUUUCCGUACAACGGAGCCAAAUGGCCUCAUCUUAUUUAGUCACGGCAAGCCACGACACCAAAAAGAUGCCAAGCACCCACAGAUGAUAAAGGUAGACUUCUUUGCUAUUGAGAUGCUGGAUGGCCACCUCUACCUCCUCCUGGACAUGGGGUCAGGUACAAUCAAAAUCAAAGCCCUGCAGAAGAAGGUGAAUGAUGGAGAAUGGUAUCAUGUGGACUUCCAGAGAGACGGACGGUCAGGUACCAUUUCUGUCAACACACUGCGCACGCCUUACACCGCUCCUGGCGAGAGUGAGAUUCUGGACCUGGAUGAUGAGUUGUACCUGGGGGGCUUGCCAGAAAAUAAGGCUGGCCUCGUCUUCCCCACCGAGGUGUGGACUGCGCUGCUCAACUACGGCUACGUGGGCUGCAUACGAGAUCUGUUCAUUGAUGGCCAGAGCAAAGAUAUCCGGCAAAUGGCUGAAGUUCAAAGUACUGCUGGCGUGAAGCCCUCCUGCUCAAGAGAAACAGCAAAACCGUGCCUUAGCAACCCCUGCAAAAACAACGGCAUGUGCAGGGAUGGGUGGAACAGAUAUGUCUGCGAUUGUUCCGGAACAGGCUAUCUUGGCAGGUCCUGUGAGAGAGAAGCAACGGUUCUGAGCUAUGAUGGGAGCAUGUUUAUGAAAAUCCAGCUCCCGGUGGUGAUGCACACGGAGGCUGAGGAUGUGUCCUUACGGUUUCGAUCCCAGCGUGCAUAUGGCGUUCUCAUGGCAACCACCUCCAGAGACUCAGCAGACACCCUCCGCCUGGAGCUGGACGCAGGGCGUGUGAAACUGACGGUCAACCUAGAUUGUAUCAGGAUUAACUGUAAUUCCAGCAAAGGUCCCGAGACCCUUUUUGCUGGCUAUAACCUCAAUGAUAACGAAUGGCACACAGUGCGUGUAGUUCGUCGAGGAAAAAGUUUAAAGUUAACGGUGGAUGACCAGCAGGCCAUGACAGGUCAAAUGGCAGGAGAUCAUACAAGGCUGGAGUUCCAUAAUAUAGAGACUGGCAUCAUCACGGAACGCCGGUAUCUGUCUUCUGUUCCCUCCAACUUCAUUGGACACCUGCAGAGCCUGACAUUUAAUGGAAUGGCAUACAUUGACUUGUGCAAAAAUGGCGACAUAGAUUAUUGUGAGCUCAACGCCAGGUUUGGCUUCAGGAACAUCAUAGCAGACCCUGUCACCUUUAAGACCAAAUCAAGCUAUGUUGCCUUAGCUACAUUGCAAGCCUACACGUCUAUGCAUCUUUUUUUCCAGUUCAAGACAACAUCCCUAGAUGGACUAAUUCUGUAUAACAGUGGGGAUGGAAAUGACUUUAUUGUGGUUGAGUUAGUUAAAGGGUACUUACAUUAUGUGUUUGAUUUGGGAAAUGGUGCUAACCUCAUCAAAGGGAGCUCAAAUAAACCUCUUAAUGACAAUCAGUGGCACAACGUGAUGAUAUCAAGGGACACCAGCAACCUCCACACUGUAAAGAUCGACACGAAAAUCACAACGCAAAUCACGGCAGGAGCCAGGAACUUGGAUCUUAAGAGUGACUUGUAUAUAGGAGGAGUGGCCAAAGAAACAUACAAAUCAUUGCCAAAGCUCGUCCAUGCCAAGGAGGGCUUUCAAGGGUGCCUGGCAUCGGUUGAUCUAAAUGGGCGGCUUCCAGACCUCAUCUCAGAUGCUCUUUUCUGCAAUGGACAGAUUGAGAGAGGAUGUGAAGUUGCAUUGAUGAAAGCUGACUUGCAAGGGCCUAGCACAACCUGCCAGGAAGACUCGUGUUCCAACCAAGGUGUGUGCUUGCAGCAGUGGGAUGGCUUCAGCUGUGACUGUAGCAUGACUUCCUUCAGCGGACCGCUCUGCAAUGACCCUGGGACAACGUAUAUCUUUAGCAAAGGUGGUGGACAAAUCACGUAUAAGUGGCCUCCUAAUGACCGGCCAAGUACGCGAGCAGACAGACUGGCCAUAGGGUUUAGUACUGUUCAGAAAGAAGCUGUAUUGGUGCGAGUGGACAGUUCUUCUGGCCUGGGUGACUACCUAGAGCUGCAUAUACAUCAAGGAAAAAUUGGAGUUAAAUUCAAUGUUGGGACAGAUGACAUCGCCAUUGAAGAGUCCAAUGCAAUCAUUAACGAUGGGAAAUACCAUGUAGUCCGUUUCACGAGAAGUGGCGGCAAUGCCACGUUGCAGGUGGACAGCUGGCCGGUGAUUGAGCGCUACCCUGCAGGAAACAAUGAUAACGAGCGCCUGGCGAUUGCUAGACAGCGAAUUCCAUAUCGACUUGGUCGAGUAGUUGAUGAAUGGCUACUCGACAAAGGGCGUCAGCUCACAAUCUUCAAUAGCCAAGCAACCAUAAUAAUUGGCGGGAAAGAGCAGGGCCAGCCCUUCCAGGGCCAGCUCUCUGGGCUUUACUACAAUGGCUUGAAAGUUCUGAAUAUGGCAGCCGAAAAUGAUGCCAACAUCGCCAUAGUGGGAAAUGUGAGACUGGUUGGUGAAGUGCCUUCCUCUAUGACAACUGAGUCGACAGCCACUGCCAUGCAGUCAGAGAUGUCCACGUCAAUUAUGGAGACCACCACGACCCUGGCUACUAGCACAGCCAGAAGAGGAAAGCCCCCUACCAAAGAACCCGUUAGCCAGACCACAGAUGACAUCCUUGUGGCCUCAGCAGAAUGUCCCAGUGACGAUGAGGACAUUGACCCCUGUGAGCCGAGCUCAGGUGGGUUAGCCAACCCAACACGGGCAGGCGGGAGAGAGCCGUACCCAGGCUCAGCGGAAGUGAUUCGGGAGUCCAGCAGCACCACGGGCAUGGUCGUGGGGAUCGUGGCCGCUGCCGCCCUAUGCAUCCUCAUCCUUCUCUAUGCUAUGUACAAGUACAGAAACCGGGAUGAAGGCUCGUACCACGUGGACGAGAGUCGAAACUACAUCAGUAACUCAGCACAGUCCAAUGGGGCUGUUGUAAAGGAGAAACAACCCAGCAGUGCGAAAAGCGCCAACAAAAACAAGAAGAACAAGGAUAAGGAGUAUUACGUCUGAGCCCAAGAUCUGAAAAAGGACCCUUGUAUAGAAAUAGUCUUCAUUUUAUCCGAGACAUAAUAUAAACUUAUUUACUUUCCUUUUUAUGAAGCACAUACAAAAGAAGACAGGGAAUGCAAUCAGGAAGGAAAGACAGUUUUUAAAAAAUAAAAACAAGUAUCUCAUGCUCUUGUUUCUCCAAAAAAGAAAAAAAAAAAAAAAAAAACAGGGGCCAAUAAAUUCCUUAACAUCCACAGUGUUUUAAUUUACUCUGCCUGUCUUUAUGUUGCUGGAACAUUUCUAAGAGACAGUGAUGACCACAUGCAUUCAUAAAGCAAAGGAGUAUUACAUCAUCGGGAGGCACAACACAAAAACAACACAAAACACAACACAGAAGAAGCUACCUAGGAUCCCAGAUUUAGCCAAAGUGCUAGCGCUUUCCUGAGAAACCAGUUAGUCUGAUGGCCAGAGAAGAAUGUCCUUUUGAGUGGCUCCACCUGCAAGCCUUUUCCAAGGUCACCGCCUGGCACAACUGGAACAGUGGCUGACACGAACUUGCACUUGAAAAAAAGUGCUGACUUUUCUGAAGACUUGUGUGGGAACACAUUCAAAAAGCCCCUUUCUGGUUGUGAGGGAAAAAAAAGAAAGUAUGGAGGCCUUAUUUUCAACAAUGUGAAAGAUAAGGCACAUUUUCACACUAAAAUUUCAAAACAGAAACAACAACAACAAAAAAUAAACAAGAAGGUAUAGAUGCAAUCAUUGGGAAAUUUUCAUGCACGCUUAAUAUGUUAUUACAUAUGUUUAUAUAAAAUCCAUCUCUGUGUGCUUUCUGGACUGUGAUAAGUGAUGUUUUAUAGCCUGUUGUAUAGAAAAUGCAAACUAUAUCUCUGCUCUUCAGCCCUUUUUGGUAAAUUCAAUGUUAUAAGUGUUGCUAACUAUAGGGAGUUUUAUGACAUCAGAUCAGCAAUUAUUUCAGGGUUUUUUUUUUUUGCCACCAUUAUAAAUUACCACAAUUACUUACAUUUUUUAAAAUUACAAUGUAAUGUUUAUUCUAAGGAAGAUAUGUAUGAAUGUAUAUAAAAAGACUCAGCUACUUUUUUUUUUCCUUUACAUGUACAGCCUUUAUUCUGUUGCAGUUAAAUUUUAGUAUUUGUAUGAAAGGUGUGGAUUAGAAGGCAAACUAUAUACAUAUGUAUCCUAUAAUCUUUACUCCCCCAAAUACUCACAUUUCCCACAUACAUUCCCAUUCAUGAUCACAGAUAUGUGCGUGCCUGUGCACACACACACACACACACAAACACACACACAAAUACAAAUCCAGAGGAAUCCAUCAGAUAGGAUGGAAGACCCAAACAUACAUGUAAUAGAAAAUACUUACUGACAAAUUGAAAAGCAGGAAGGAGGAUAGUUGUGCCAAGAUAUUGAUGACAAACGGGGUGAUUUGCUUCACUGAGAUAUGCUCCCGGGAAACUUCCAGAAGAUUUUAGUCCCUAAAGAAAUGGAACCUUUUCUUAUCAAGUAAACUAUCACUGGUAUAUUGCUGCAUGAAUAUGAACCAUUAAGUGGGCAGGUUGCAGAAGCAAAAUUGAUUGAUCUAUACCUUAACCCUGGCUGCUACAAUUGAAAACUUUGUUUCCAAUAAAAUUAUAUAUAUAGUCUCUAAACCUGAUGUGCAUGAUAAACAUUUUUGGAAAGUAAACACUUUCUCAACUAAAAAAGUAUUUUCAGUAAUUUUUGAUUCUAUAUUACUGUCCAUUUAAGAAAAUCAUUAUCUGUUGAUUAUUGACUAUAAUUUAACUUUUCUGGUUUUACAUAUAUAUCAUUAAAUAUAGCUUUAGUUUAACACAUUAAGUAGUGGAAACAUAUAGAUUAUAUGCUUGUUUUGCCUAUGGUUUCAAUGAUGUUCAUAGCAAUAAAUUAUUAGUCUGAGAAGGCAAUGCAAAGGAGAUGCAAUAUUAGAUUGGAAGGUGAUGUCUCAGUAAAAAUUGGUUGCAUUACUUUAACAUCUCCUAAAAGAAUAUUAGAUUUUAUAGAAGAGAAGAAUAAUUUUACAAUUUGCUUUAAUCAGAAAAGGCAAAAAAAUGCAAAACAUCUUUUGUGAUGCUUCAGUUGAUGAAAAAAGCCAAGAAAUGGCCUGGAUUAUAGACAUACAGCACCUUAGAUAUAUGUAUAAUUCAUAGCAAAUCACCACCAUCUAUGGUUGCCAAGUAAUUGUCAUAUAUGAAAAGUCCUAAAGGCUUUUCAUGACCCAGAAAGUAGAGGUAUGAAACUAAAAAUUUAGUAUCAAUUACUUGUGUUUCAGAUUUUCUUCUUUUUUAAUUUGCCAGGUUAAAGAAUUCAUAAAUUUCUUUGUAGUUGCUGUUUUCCUCUCAUCCAGUCUUACUCAGGGAAAGCCAGUGAAACAGAAGGUAAAUAUAAAACCACUCAUUUACAUCUUGAGGUUUGAAAGAAACAGUUGCUUUUCCAUUUGAUCUGAACUUGAACUAGUUUCCAUCCAGAAAGAUUCUAAAUUGUGAUUGAAAAUAACUAAAAUAAUGGUAUUUUAAAGCAGUAUAUCUCUGAAGCAUGUUGUUUGAAAUUGAUUUCAGUGUUUAUUUCCAGCAUAAAUUUUAAAAUUUUAUGCAAUAUUGUUGGUAAAAAUAUUUCCAAUGUAAUGGCCUACACGAAAUCUAGCAAUUUUUUUUCUUGUUUUCUUCUUUCUUUGUGAAUGGACAAAGAAAAGAGAAGAACACAAGCUAGGGAGAGAAAAGGCAUGAAUGAAAUCCCAAGUAUCUUCAUACCAAAUGUAUCAGGGUUCCAUGUGUAGUUGGCAGUUAAUAGAGGAUUUCACACUACCUGGCAUAAAUUUGAUUACAUCUCUAGACUGUAACUUUUCUGAUUGAGUAUGCUUCUUUUUUAAUCCAUGUUAUGUGUUGCCUUUUUUUAAAAAACAAAAAACAAAUACUACAAUAAUGUGUGAGGUGGUUAAUCCCUAAGACAUCAAAGAAAGGCCACAUGACCCUACCCUUCUAGUGCUUUGUGUGAUUGGGUAUCUAAGGGUUUUGUUUUGUUUUGUUUUUCUGUUGCAAGGCCAACUUAUCCAUUAUUGGAAAUGCUAAGCAAGUGGAAUUUACUGUUUUGUUAAUAAAAUAUUUCUUAAUACAA